CUUGCACUCAUUAGCUGAAACCUCGUCAGAGGUCAUCCUGUCACACCCGAAGAUGGGAUGGACACCUAUCCCUGUUGUGCACUCCAAAUACACUGAUCCCAUUCCGAACAUGACCGCCGUAGUGGCCGAUGUAGUCGAUCCAAGGGAUGCAUCAGUGGCUGUAAAGAUUCGGGCAAUGCUUCAAACAAAAGACUCGAUAGAUGCUGCUCACUUGAAGGCCGUUCGAAAACUCAAGAAUUCGAAGUUGAUGACCGUAUUCCUGUGCUGUUUGGCAGAUGUACCGGAUACCGCCGACUUACAGACACACAUACGAGAUCAAGAUUAGGGAAAUGCCUGUUCCGGCG
Molecule: messenger RNA, 344 nt
Organism: Sphaeroforma arctica JP610
Lineage: Eukaryota; Ichthyosporea; Ichthyophonida
Exons: 3
Coding region: 53-325 (90 amino acids)
Source: RefSeq, a predicted model, not a curated record